AUGGCCGCGGCGACGUCUUCGGAGUCGGACUCCGCAACGUACCAAGAAUCGUCCGUCAGUACGUCCGAAAACAACUUCCUUGCACCCCCACCCCUGCCCCAAGCCAUUGGUGAGGUCGGUGCUUGUUUCAUAGUCUCGCCUGGCCCCUGUGUGGUUGCAGCGUCGGGUUGGUUCUCGUCUUCUACCAUCUCGUCGUCAACGAACAGAGGGUUCGCACACAUCGGUCUAGCUUUCUUCUUCGCAUGCUGGGUUUCAGAGUCUCCUUUGCCAUUAGGCGAGGAUGACGCCGUAGGAGGGCGCCGUUGGCCAGCCAUCAGGUCCGGCAGAGGGUUGGCCGGGGGAGGGGCCCCCGGCAUGGCCUCGCUCAUCGGCGGCAAGGGUGCGCUAGGGUUUUUCUCUUCCAGGGAAACGCUCCGAGAAAAUCGGAGUUAG
Messenger RNA from Linum trigynum, 432 nucleotides. The record is from the annotation of a GenBank genome assembly. Lineage: Eukaryota; Viridiplantae; Streptophyta; Magnoliopsida; Malpighiales; Linaceae.